This is a messenger RNA of Melopsittacus undulatus (budgerigar), 2605 nucleotides long. RefSeq names its product down-regulator of transcription 1 (gene DR1). Lineage: Eukaryota; Metazoa; Chordata; Aves; Psittaciformes; Psittaculidae. Gene Ontology annotation, biological process: negative regulation of transcription by RNA polymerase II; RNA polymerase II preinitiation complex assembly. The record is from RefSeq and is a predicted model, not a curated record. Gene Ontology annotation, cellular component: negative cofactor 2 complex. The transcript has 3 exons. Gene Ontology annotation, molecular function: TBP-class protein binding; RNA polymerase II general transcription initiation factor activity; protein heterodimerization activity. The coding region runs from base 67 to 597 and encodes 176 amino acids.
CCGCGCUGGAGGCCCGCGCGGCGUCUGAGGGGGAGCCCGUGAGCGCGGGAGCCAGCUUCAGCCAGGAUGGCCUCGUCGUCGGGCAACGACGACGACCUCACCAUCCCCAGGGCUGCCAUCAACAAGAUGAUCAAAGAAACGCUCCCCAACGUCCGCGUGGCCAACGACGCCCGCGAGCUGGUGGUGAACUGCUGCACUGAAUUCAUCCACCUCAUCUCCUCGGAGGCCAACGAGAUCUGCAACAAAUCCGAGAAGAAAACCAUCUCCCCGGAGCAUGUCAUCCAGGCACUAGAAAGUUUGGGGUUUGGCUCAUAUAUCAGUGAAGUCAAAGAAGUCUUGCAAGAAUGCAAAACAGUAGCACUAAAGAGAAGAAAGGCCAAUUCACGCUUGGAGAACCUCGGCAUUCCGGAAGAAGAGCUUCUAAGGCAGCAACAGGAAUUGUUUGCAAAAGCUAGACAACAGCAAGCAGAACUGGCGCAGCAGGAAUGGCUACAGAUGCAACAAGCAGCUCAACAGGCACAGCUUGCUGCUGCCUCAGCCAGUGCAUCCAAUCAGGCAGGAUCCUCUCAGGAUGAAGAUGAUGAAGAUGACAUCUGAAAUUCACCAGCUGAAUUCGUCUUUGCUAAGAAAUACUUUUUCCUGCACAAUGAAAACAGUGAAAUGAAUGCUUACCUGUAAGUUUGUAUGCAUCAUGGACUGGCAAUUGGUAUUCUAGGGGUGUCUGCUGUUGUGUGCUGUACAUGUAUAAACUGUCUCUUUUUGAACUCUUGAAGAUUUAAGGUUCAGUAUCAUAUCAACUUCGGAUUUUUAAUGGUAUAUAUGGAAAUUUUAGAUAGCAUUGCAUCAUUUAUUUGAUCAAUAAACAGUGUUACAAUAAACAAGUUUAUAAACUACAGUGAGAUUUAUACAAAAAGCUCUAAAUCCACAUUUGAAUUUCUUCCCUUUUAACUAAACUAUAAAAUCUUACUUAGAAUUUUUAACUGUUUUGGGGGUGGGGGAGUGGUACAGUAGCCAGUAAACUCUUAAUGGGAAAAAAGCAGAGUUCAGCAUAGUAAAGUCUGAAUUCUUACUUUUUAAAAUGAGGAUGUAUAUGGCAAUAAAUAUUAUAUAUGCUCAAAUACCACACUGUUAAAAUUUGAAAAAGAUACAUUUUCACCAAGUUAGGGAAAGGUAUGUUUAAGAGGAGUUGUACAAAUUCAGUCAUUUUUUUUGUAUAGGGGUGGAAAAAAACCCGUGGUUUUAUUAUGACAUCCUUUGACAGUCCUAACUGAGUAUUUCACUACAAAGACUGACUGGUUUGAAGAACUAACUCUUCUAUUAUUUCACUCCAGUUUAAUGUUAACCGUUGUUGAUGGUAUUUCGUAGUCCAGAACUAUUCAUAUUGUUGAAAUGUAAAGCUGGAACUUGGCGAAACAAAAUGGGUGUAGUUCCACUGAUGUAUCUGGGAAUGAUUUAAAUAUUCACGCCUAAGAUGGCAAAAGCUGAAGCUAAGAGCAUGCUUACUAUAAAAGAGGGAAUUUAUUUAACCUUGAUUAGUCAUUGUUGUCAGCGUAUCGCUAACAUUCUCCAGACUAGGUUGCCACUGGAUUACUAAAAUACCUUGUUGAAAGAUAACAUUUUCUUCCUUCAAAUUGGUUCAUAGGUAAGUCCAGGUUUUUGAUUAAACUGUUCCCCGAGAGUGAUCAACAAUACAUGGAACAGAAAUGAUGUAGUAGUCCUUUUGAUAGUUGAUUUGAAACUUCUGUUGAUUAAUGGAUGAGCAGCUGUUCUUUGUGUUGGAAUAAAGCACAGUAGUGUCCAUUGCUGAGUUUUAAUGUGUUACUUGAAGUAAUACUGGCAUAUCUUCUGGUACACUAAUCUGAGCAGACUAGAAAAGCCACUUGCAUGCUGCUGUAGAUGAUCCCAUAGCUCUCUAACGAUGUGGAUUGUUUCAUUAGCUGGUGUCCUCUGCAAGUUGCUGUAGUUAGAAUUCUUGAGGAGGGCUGCAGCAGUCUGUUUACAUAAGAAUGCAGACAGAAAGUGAUGUUCCCAUUUUUACAUGGAGAUCUGAACAGAGUACAAUUGGCAUAUUCGCAUCUCAGUCACAUAGUGACUUCUGGUUUAAAUUGGAGAUAAAUAGAAUUGCAUAUUGUAUAAAUGUGAACACUUCCUUAAAUGCAUUGAUGCAGUGGAAACUCAGAAAAGUAUUGGUUUGAAUGCUUAUGUUUAAACAGGAAAAACAAAACAAAAAACCUUUCAUGGCUACUUUAUGAAAUGCAUUUGGCAAGAUUCAGCUGAGGAAGUGGUUUUCUGUAAAGGUUUAAGUACCAAAGGUAGAAAAUCUAGUCUAGUGAUAAAAUGUUAAUGUGCAGUGUUGGCUUUUCUAACUUGUACUGUAACACCUUCACACUUUCUAUUUUAAAUGAGUCUUUUCCUUUUAAAUACUACUAGAUAUGUUUUCACACCUUUCUUUUCUGAUGCAGAAUUCAGGUUAACAUUUUACUGCAUCUGGUAUGUAUGGUGUAAUAUGUUUGGAUCCUUGUGACCUUUCUUUUGGACAUUCUUGUGCUUUUUCAUAUGCUGUAUUCUUCAAGCAAUAAAAUUCUGAUGUGUUUUUAUAAAAUUG